Acanthoscelides obtectus is the source of this 1516-nucleotide messenger RNA. NCBI's taxonomy places the organism in Eukaryota, Metazoa, Arthropoda, Insecta, Coleoptera, Chrysomelidae. The record is from the annotation of a GenBank genome assembly.
UUCUGAUAAUUUCUUUUUAAAAUUAUGUGUAUUAGCCCGCUUUUAUGCACGCGUUUUUUGUCGCCUGUCGCGUGGCGACAAAAAACGCGUCGUUUUCUCAACGCAUUGUCUUGUAUGUAGCCAUUUAUGCAUCAACGACGGUGAGCCGCUCGAUGCCCGUGUCGCGGCGUUCUCAAAUUUGGUCGCCUGGAAUUUGAGAACGCGUGGCGACAGGCGUUUUUUGGUGGGUGUUGUCUAAAGACUGAAGACGUGUGCUACAAUGGAACAUCUGGAUGUCGAACUAUUCAUCGACGCAAUAGAAAAACGACCAUCUUUGUGGGAUUCAUCGUCAGGAGACUACAAAGACAGACAGCUUAAAAAAGACGAUUGGAAGGAAGUGUGCGAAAUUGUUAUCCAAAAAUUUGGGGAAAAAGAUGAAAAAGAAAGGCAGGAAAUUGGUAGAGAAAUUCAACUUAAAUGGAAAAGUCUGAGGGAUGCUUAUGUUCGUACCAUUCGACAGUCUAAGGGAAAAAAAUCAGGAGCGUCUGCUAAAGCUGUAAAAACGUACAUCUAUGCUAAACAAUUAGAAUUUUUACGAAAGGUGACUGGUUCCCGUCAGACAGAGAGCUCACUACCAAGUACAUCAAGAGAGGGCCAAGAAGAUAUGGAUGUUUCAAAGGACAUAAAUGACAUGCAAAGUACUUCAUCAGAUGUCCAACAUACUCAGUUCGACAGCCAAAUGGAAACUGGACGAACUCCUAGUAGAAGUACUCUCUAUAGAAGAAAGAAAUCAGAUUUAGAAAGUAAACUUGCAAGCUAUAUUGAUUCCCAUAACAGACAGCCAGCAUUAGCUAUACAAAGUCAACCACAAGAAACUGAUGACAUGGCCUUUUUUAGAUCAUUACAAGCAAGUUUAGAUACGCUCACUCCGAAUGAGAAAUUGAAUUUUCGAAUAGAGGUCAUGCAAUUAUUAAGCCGAUAUACUAACAAACAACCAAAUCAGUAUAUACACAAUUUUCCAAAUCAUAUACCCCAUUACCAACCACAGCAAUAUCCAGUAAUGACCAACAUCUCUAAUAUACGUUUUAAUACGCCAGCACCUCCAUUCGCAUCAUAUUCUACAGUAUCAUCUGAGAUCACACCUCAUUUGCCUCAUCCUAAUACUGAUACUACUGAAUCACUUGCUGUGACACUGGAAUCUCCUACACGGAGCCUUGAGAUCAAAGGUUCUAAGGGAGUACAUCUGGAGUCAAGAGGAGGUGGCAUCGGAGCCGUGGCCUUCAAUGACAUUUCCUUUAAAUCCGAAGUAGGAGCCUUACGCCUAGAUACAGCUUCCAUCCUGAUGCCAGCUCUUCCAACAGCCAAACCGACCUCUCCAGGCCACCUGAAGUACUCGAACCCGCAACCUGCGGGCUUAGGCUCCGCUCAGUCUGCACCUGACAUCUACCAACUGUGCGUGUGUGAAAGCGGAAAACUGUUUUUGGCCUCUCCACAUUUAGUGUGCGCAUCAGAAAACGACGAUCGCGUGUGUCGAUAA